Messenger RNA from Panicum virgatum (switchgrass), 2928 nucleotides. RefSeq names its product calcium-dependent mitochondrial ATP-magnesium/phosphate carrier protein 2-like. Lineage: Eukaryota; Viridiplantae; Streptophyta; Magnoliopsida; Poales; Poaceae. Gene Ontology annotation, molecular function: ATP transmembrane transporter activity; calcium ion binding. The record is from RefSeq and is a predicted model, not a curated record. The coding region runs from base 246 to 1805 and encodes 519 amino acids. Gene Ontology annotation, biological process: transmembrane transport. The transcript is spliced from 4 exons.
CUCACUGUUGCCCAGCUGAGCUCGCCAAGCACCAGCAUCUCGGAGGCUAGCGACGCUUUUGGGCCGGCGGCAUCGCGGUCGCUCGCGCGCUGCGGAUAUUCGAUUCCCUCGGGAGGGAGGAGGGAGAUCGACACGGCCAGCUCCACGAAGCGAACCAGGAGCCCAGCCGCCCUCCCAAUCCAGCGCGCCUCGAUCGCCGCCGCCGUCGCCACCUCCCCCUCGCCUGCUCCGUUGCGCCUCCCGCCAUGUCCGGCGCGGCGGUCCAGGCGGUGGAGCCCCGCCCGGCGGCCGCAGCUGCUGCGUCUCAGCCGGCGGCGGCGAGGGGAGGGUGCGGGGGCCCGGCGCGGGCGGGGGCGGCGGCGGGGGCGACGAUGGAGCACGUGCGGCUGGCGCUGCGGGAGACGGAGGCGGAGCGGGAGGCGCGGAUCCGCGCCGUCUUCGCCUUCUUCGACGCCGCGGGGCGGGGCCACCUCGACCACGCGCAGAUCGCCGCGGGGCUCGCCGCACUGCGGGUCCCCGCCCCCGAGGGGGAGUCGGGGCCGGGGGCCGGGGCCGAGGACUACGCGCGCGCGCUGCUCCGCGCCUGUGACCGCGACCGCGACGGCCGGGUCGGGUACGACGACUUCCGCCGGUACAUGGACGACAAGGAGCUCGAGCUCUACCGCAUCUUCCAGGCCAUCGACGUCGAGCACAACGGUUGCAUCCUGCCCGAGGAGCUCUGGCACGCGCUCGUCAAGGCUGGUAUAGAAAUUGGUGAUGAAGAGCUUGCAAGAUUCGUUGAGCAUGUGGAUAAGGACAACGAUGGUAUUAUUACUUUUGAGGAAUGGAGAGAUUUUCUUUUGCUUUACCCUCAUGAAGCGACCAUUCAAAACAUUUAUCAUCACUGGGAAAGAGUCUGCCUUGUAGAUAUAGGUGAGCAGGCUGCUAUACCAGAAGGAAUAAGUAAACAUGUGAGUGCAAGCAAAUAUCUGAUUGCAGGAGGCAUUGCUGGCGCAGCAUCCCGUACUGCAACGGCACCUCUUGAUCGCCUCAAAGUUAAUAUGCAAGUGCAAACAAACCGUACUACAGUUGCACAUGCAGUUAAGAGUAUAUGGAAAGAGGGCGGUCUAGUGGGCUUUUUCAGAGGGAAUGCAUUGAAUGUGGUAAAAGUUGCUCCAGAAAGUGCUAUAAGGUUCUACACCUACGAAAUGCUUAAAGAAUACAUAAUGAAAAGUAAAGGAGAAGGUAAGAGUGACAUUGGUACCUCUGGACGUCUAAUGGCUGGUGGGUUGGCUGGUGCUGUCGCACAGACAUCAAUUUAUCCCAUUGAUUUAGUGAAGACUCGUCUACAGACUUAUGAAGGAGGCAGGAUUCCUACCCUUGGUGCACUAUCAAGGGAUAUAUGGAUACAUGAAGGUCCCCGAGCGUUCUACAGAGGCCUUGUUCCAUCAUUGCUUGGCAUGGUCCAUUAUGCUGGAAUUGAUCUUACUGUUUAUGAGACACUGAAAGGAAUGUCCAAGACAUAUAUCCUCAAGGACAGCGAUCCUGGCCCUUUAGUACAGUUGGGCUGUGGAACAGUCUCUGGAGCUCUAGGAGCAACAUGUGUGUACCCUUUACAGGUCGUCAGAACAAGAAUGCAAGCUCAGCCAGCCAAUUCAGAGGAUCCAUAUAGAGGAAUGACUGAUUGUUUUCGGAGAACAUUACGGCGUGAAGGAAUUUCUGGAUUUUACAAAGGGCUUGUACCAAAUCUUCUUAAAGUGGUGCCAGCUGCAAGUAUUACCUAUCUUGUUUAUGAGACGAUGAAGAAAAGUCUCUCCCUAGAUUAAAUAUUGUGUACCAGCAACUGAGUGUAGAGAUAGUAUUGAGGCAUGCCAUUCCUGGUUAAGUAGGUGCUAACAUAACAUCUCUGAAGUGUGAGAGUAUUUUGCCCUCAAGAUAGAGGAAAAGUGGGGCAUUCUCAUUCUUAUUGACAAAAAUAAAAAGGUGAUAUUAUGGUACAGAAAUCAAGGGUCCAAACCGGAAUACAGGUAGUUGUCCUUUGUUAACCUCUGCUGCAAGUAUUUCUUUUUGUGCCUUUUUUUGCUUCUGCUUAUAUGAUAUUAUAGUACUUUUAGUCUGGACUUAAGAGUUAAGAAAAACUUUCUGAUCAACAAUACCAUAAAGGGGUUUGUGGAUGAGGAGAAUUGAUCUAGUAGUCUCUUGGAUUUUAUUUGAAUUUUAUUUCAUUAUUAUAGUAAGGCUUGGGGCUUAAAGACAACCCUUCCCCAGACCCCGCACAGUGCGGGAAGCCUACGGCACUGGGUACGCCCUUUUAUUAUAGUGAUUCGGGUCCAAUAACAUAGAUGACAGAAGGCAUUACAGAUAGAUUGUAUCAUACUGUACCUAACAGUGGCUAGCUCAUCCAUGUUCACUAGGGGAUUAGUUGGUUUUUUUCUUAUUUGUAAUUCUCGUAAGUCAAAACAGACCAUGGAUACUUCAUUAUUGUUGAAGUAUUUGCUAUGGAUCAUUUAGGAGUCUAUACUAGCAACUAUUAACAUUUUGAAGUAUGAGAGAAUAAAAUCAUCUUAGCAGCUCUAUUCGGUCUAAGCAACCUUGACAUCAGUGCAACACAGUUGGGUCAUCAUCUAAACGAUGCUCUGAAACUUACCCAUUCCUUGUGCCUUGUUAAAGUUUAUGUCAGAGAUUGGUUAGUAAGCAUGCUAAUAUCUUAUAAUGGAAAUAAUGUCACAGUCUUUCAUUGUUUGGCCAGGUAAAGCUCUUGGUAGCAAAUCUUUCACAAGGAACUGUCAUCGUAUUUCAUGGCCAAUUUCCUGCUCUUCCUGUGGUUUUGUGAGAAAUACAUGAUUCCUAUAUUAACCAAUGCCUGAGAUUGUAAAAGUUGGCUCUGGAAUAGAAUAAAUCUACACUGUACUGAUUCACAAUUUCUAUAUUUACCUUUGUCUUAUGUGA